Molecule: messenger RNA, 2647 nt
Organism: Closterium sp. NIES-65
Lineage: Eukaryota; Viridiplantae; Streptophyta; Zygnematophyceae; Desmidiales; Closteriaceae
Source: the annotation of a GenBank genome assembly
AUACGCCCUGGAUGUGAACACGGAGCGCGCAGAGGAUGUGCUCACCCACAAGCGGCUUCUCGAAGAAGCUGCGAAGAUGCCUAGCCAGCCGGUGGUGCAUGUCCGAGCCGUGCGGGUCACAUCCGCCCUGCCAGGGGGGGCUGAUGGCGCUGCAGGGGGAGGCACGAUGGAGACUGACGAGGCGGUAGCUGAAUUCAAGCGCCAAGGCAUGCUAGCUCCACCAGCGUUCGGGUCCUCCCCGAAUCUGGACUCCCCAGUGCUGGCGGGAGGCGCCAUGUGCGCGGGCGGGGCAGGGGGAGGGGGGAUACCGGAGGGUGCAGCUGCGAACGCGGAUGGACAUUCAGACGGAAAGGGGUCCUUCAGUUCUCUCCUGCAGGUGCCCAUGCACGAAGUCACCUUCUCCACUGUGGACCGCCCCAAGCUGCUCAGUCAACAACUGUCCGCAGUGCUGGCAGUCGUGGGGCUGAACGACCAGCUCUCAGCAGUGCUGGCGGAUGUGGGGUUGAACAUUCGCGAGGCGCAUGUCUUCUCCACCUCUGAUGGGCUCUCCCUCGAUGUCUUUGUUGUUGACGGCUGGCCUUCCGAGGAUGUGGUGGAGAUGCGGGCGGCACUCAUGCGAGCAGCACAGCAAGCGGGCGAAAAUGGAGCGCAGUCAACCCUUCCAGAAGCAUCCGGCCAAUCAAAUCCCGCCAUGUCAGAAUCCGCAGGCGUGCCCAUGUCCACGUCAGCAGCCACAACAGCGGCAGCAGGACACAUGGCAGCCUCCAGUUUGUCUGGAGCGGAUUCCCGCGUGCGCAUCCCAUCGGACGGGCGGGAUGACUGGGAGAUUGACAAUGACCAGCUGAAGCUGCAGCAUAAGAUCGCCUCAGGGUCGUUUGGAGACCUCUACCGCGGCACGUACUGUGGGCAGGACGUGGCAAUCAAGAUUCUCAAGGCGGAGCGGCUGAACGACUCAUUGCAGCAGGAGUUCGCUCAGGAGGUGUUCAUCAUGCGGAAGGUGCGGCAUAAGAAUGUCGUUCAAUUUAUUGGGGCGUGCACCAAGCCCCCGAAUCUCUCCAUUGUCACCGAGUUCAUGGUGGGCGGCAGUGUGUACGACUAUCUACACAAGCACCGCGGCAGCAUGAAGCUGCCCAUGGUGCUGCGUGUGGGCAUGGACGUGGCCAAGGGAAUGGACUUUCUGCACAAGAACAACAUCAUUCACCGCGACCUUAAGGCGGCAAACCUUCUCAUGGAUGAGAACGAUGUGGUGAAGGUGGCGGACUUUGGAGUGGCGCGAGUGAAGGCCAACAGUGGCGUCAUGACAGCAGAGACUGGCACCUACCGCUGGAUGGCACCUGAGGUGAUUGAGCAUCGGGCAUAUGACCACAAGGCAGACAUCUUCAGCUUCGGCAUCACCAUGUGGGAGAUGCUGACGGGCAAGCUGCCCUAUCCAGACCUCACACCCUUGCAGGCAGCAGUCAGCGUGGUUCAACGAGGCCUGCGUCCGCCCAUCCCCAAGGGCACGCACCCGCGGCGGGCGGAUCUCUUUGAGCGCUGCUGGGCCACCAACCUUGCUUACCGCCCCGAGUUUCCUCUCCUCCCUGACUCACUCCCUCUCUGCCUCUGCCCUCCUCCCCCGUUCCCCAUUCUCCCCUCCCAGGGCCUGCGUCCGCCCAUCCCCAAGGGCACGCACCCGCGGCUGGCAGAUCUCUUUGAGCGCUGCUGGGCCACCAACCCUGCCGACCGACCUGAAUUCUCAGAGAUAAUCCGAGUCAUUGCCGAAAUUGCACAGGAGCUCGAGGAGGAUGGAGAGGCCGACCAACAGAGACGGGAGAAGCGCGGAGGGUUCUUUGCAUCAUUCAAGAGAGCAGGGUCAGGGCCUAGCCCCAUGCCAGCAGACACCCACCUGAUCGACCCCGUUGACUUGACCGUUGAUCGCGACGUGCGGCUAGCUGAGGAGCUCGGAGUGACUCUUCGUUUCGCCCUCAACACACACGCACACGCAGACCACGUCACUGGAACUGGUCUGCUGAAGAAACGGGUACCUGGCAUCAAGUCCGUCAUUUCGUCUGCUAGUGGAGCUCGAGCUGACGUGUUGGUGGGCCACGGUGACGUCAUAGCCUUUGGCAGAUUUGGCCUCCAGGUCCGGUCGACACCAGGCCACACGAAUGGGUGUGUGACAUAUGUCCUGGUGGAGCGUACCAAGACAGCCGCGCCGUUUGCAGCAGCACUAGAGAACUCUCUUGAAGGGAACGUGUGGAGGGCAAGUGAUGGAGGUUUGGAGCGCCUGGGAAGUGCUGGGUUCUCCUUUGACAAGCUCUUAACGAGGAUGGCGUUCACCGGAGAUGCGUUGCUUAUAAGAGGAUGUGGAAGGACAGACUUUCAGGAAGGAGAUGCUGCUGAGCUGUACCGUUCAGUCCACUGUCAGAUAUUGUCACUUCCACCAGACACGCUCCUGUACCCUGCACAUGACUACCAAGGCCGAACUGUAACAUCAGUGGAAGAGGAGCGAAAGCACAACCCGAGGCUGACAAAGGGCGAGGAGGCGUUCAAGGCUAUCAUGGAUGGCCUAGGGCUGGCACCACCAAAGAAGCUCAAGGAGGCACUUCCAGCUAACAUGGCUGAUGGGGUUGUGGAAGAACAGAACACCACAAUUCUGGCUGCUUAA